Molecule: messenger RNA, 986 nt
Organism: Propithecus coquereli (Coquerel's sifaka)
Lineage: Eukaryota; Metazoa; Chordata; Mammalia; Primates; Indriidae
Gene: RAD51C
Product: RAD51 paralog C
Exons: 8
Coding region: 27-986 (319 amino acids)
Biological process (GO): reciprocal meiotic recombination; meiotic DNA recombinase assembly; DNA repair
Cellular component (GO): Rad51C-XRCC3 complex; Rad51B-Rad51C-Rad51D-XRCC2 complex; replication fork
Molecular function (GO): four-way junction DNA binding; ATP-dependent DNA damage sensor activity; crossover junction DNA endonuclease activity
Source: RefSeq, a predicted model, not a curated record
UGCGCGCGUAGGGUUACCGCUUUCAAAUGCAGCGGGAUUUAGUGAGUUUCCCGCUCUCACCAGCGGUGCGGGUGAAGCUUGUGUCUGCAGGGUUCCAGGCUGCAGAGGAACUCCUAGAGGUGAAACCCUCCGAGCUCAGCAAAGAAGUUGGGAUAUCAAAAGAGGAAGCCUUAGAAACUCUGCAAAUUAUAAGAAGAAAAUGUCUCACAAAUAAAUCAAGAUAUGCUGGUACAUCUGAGUCAGGCAAGAAGUGUACAGCACUGGAACUUCUUGAGCAGGAGCAUACCCAGGGCUUCAUAAUUACCUUCUGUUCGGCACUAGAUAAUAUUCUUGGGGGUGGAGUACCCUUAAUGAAAACAACAGAAAUUUGUGGUGCACCAGGUGUUGGAAAAACACAAUUAUGUAUUCAGUUGGCAGUAGAUGUGCAGAUACCAGAAUGUUUUGGAGGAGUGGCAGGUGAAGCAGUUUUUAUUGAUACAGAGGGAAGUUUUAUGGUUGAUAGAGUGGUAGACCUUGCUACUGCCUGCAUUCAGCACCUUCAGCUUGUAGCAGGAACACACGUUCGAUUGGUGAUAGUGGAUGGUAUUGCUUUUCCUUUUCGUCACGACCUAGAUGACCUAUCUCUUCGUACUCGAUUACUAAAUGGCCUGGCCCAGCAAAUGAUCAGCCUUGCAAAUAAUUACAAAUUAGCUGUAAUUUUAACCAAUCAGAUGACAACAAAGAUUGAUAAAAAUCAGGCCUUGCUGGUUCCUGCAUUAGGGGAAAGUUGGGGACAUGCUGCUACAAUACGGCUUAUCUUUCAUUGGGACCGAAAACAAAGGUUGGCAACAUUAUACAAAUCACCAAGCCAGAAGGAAUCCACAGUACUGUUUCAAAUCACACCUCAGGGAUUCAGAGAUGCUGCUGUUGCUACGGCAUGUUCAUUGGAAACAGAAGGUUCAUUGAAUUCCCGGAAACGGUCACGAGAACCAGAGGAAGAACAGUAA